AAUCAGCUGCUGCUGAUGAUGAAGGGGGAGCUUGUGACUUUUUUCCCCUUCUGCCAGUCGAACACAGUCCAGCGCUAUAAGACAGACAGACAGACUACUUAACGGAUUUGAACAGGAUGGCGAGCACAGACAGGACGACAUGGUCGGUGUACUUACACUAAGUCUGGCAGCGGGACGCGGAGGGAAAAGAGAAGGUGGUGACUUGGAUGGUGCCAUGUGAGUGACUGAAGACCAUGAAGUCCACACACAAGCUGCUGUUUGUCCUGUGCCCCAUGCUGGUCCUGGGCUUUAUUUACUACUCCUCCGGGAAGCUACAUCUGCACGUGUGGGGUCAGAAGCCUCAAAGUGUUGCAGAAGCCCCAGCUGUAGCGCAGACUAAAGGGACUGAAGUGAAAAACAUUACAGAGCUGGAAACGGACAUCACCGUGGGACGAAUAGUAGGCUCAGUGUAUGAUAAGCAGGGCUUUCUGCUGCAGCUGGACACAAAAUUGCCACCGGAGUUGGCAUACAAGUACGGGAACCUCACUGAAGGAGCAUGUAAGCCAGGCUAUGCAGCAGCCAAGAUGGCCACCAUCUAUCCAAAGUUCACAAAACCAGCCCCCAUGUUUCUUGAUCGGAACUUCAAACGUCUAGCAAAAGUCAGCAAUUACUUGCCUCCGUUUGGCUUCAAAACACAAGAGAGAAUCAUAGACAGCAUUUUAACUGCCACUAAAACCUAUGGGCUUGGAGAGGAGCUGGACAGCCUGAGCUGUCGAAGAUGCAUCAUUGUGGGCAAUGGUGGCAUCUUGGCCAACAAGUCUCUGGGUGCCCGUAUUGAUGACUAUGAUGUUGUCGUGAGGUUAAAUGAGGCCCCAGUAAGUGGCUAUGGUAAGGAUGUUGGGACCAAAACUACCAUGAGGAUUACUUAUCCAGAGGGAGCUAUUCAGAAGCCUGAAAACUAUGAGAAAGACUCACUCUUUGUUUUUUCUGCUUUCAAACCACUGGAUUUCAAGUGGCUCAGACAGAUGGUCUUCAAGGAAAAACUGAGAGGCGUAGAAGGGUUUUGGAAGUCUGUGGCCCACUACGUGCCUAGAGACCCAGUUGAGAUGAGAAUCCUAAAUCCCUACUUCAUCCAGGAGGCUGCCUUCCAAUUCAUAGGCCUACCCUUCAAUAAUGGGUUGAUGGGCAAAGGGAACAUUCCAACUUUGGGGACAGUUGCUAUAACAAUGGCACUGCAUAACUGUGAUGAGGUGGCCGUGGCUGGUUUCGGCUAUGAUAUGAACAAGCCCUACGCGCCCCUGCACUACUACGAGACGGUAAAGAUGUCCGCCAUUAAAGAGUCAUGGACACACAACAUAUCCAAGGAGAAGGAAUUCCUUCGUAAGUUGGUGAAAGCCAGUGUGAUCACAGACCUGACCAAUGGCAUCUGAGUUUACACCCACCCAGAGUUAACUUCUGCCAUUCCCAAAGAACUGCAGAACAGGAUGCUGGGAAAUGGCGCAAGUUGGAGAGCGAGCCCUCAGAAUGUGUGUGCGUGUGUGUGUUCCACACACUGCUGGAGUUUCAUAUCAAAGGAGAUUAUUUAAAAGACGCACAGAGGAGGGUUUGUGUGGAGAGAUGCACUCACAUGUGCCUUCUGAACCAAAGACUCCUGCCGAUGAAAGCAGGGGGAACAUGAGGAGCAACGCAUCUGUCUGCGUUUUUUUUUUUUUUUUUUGCCUUUUUAAAAGACUCACGGCAAAGCUCUGCUAGCCCCCCACCCUUCACCAAACACCCUGACGUUUACUGCUUCACAAUCUUUGAGCAUCACAUGACUGAGCAGGAAGUCACAUGUCAUGGUGCAGGUGUCACGCAAUGUACUGAAAGGCGGACUUACUGGAUAACUUGAUGAAUGGGGCAAAAGAAACAGAAGGACUGAAACGGAGACUGUGCCGAGACGGAUUGAGUAUUAGCAGUGCCAAAUGUACCUCGUAGAAGGGAGAGGUUGUCUUCCUCUCCUUUUGCUGCCUGAAUGUAUUCACUAUUCUCAGUGUAAAUAUCAAAGAUUUUUAAUGCGCUUUUUGACAAGACGCAGCAGCCCUGCUACGCGCCGCCUGUUUGUUUACUGUCACCCUGCAGUUCAAAAGUCAAACAGAAAGGCAAUGAAAACGCAACUGUCUAAAUGUAAAAGUCAUGUUAAUAUCAUGUGUUAGGCUACAAUUACGUAGAGUUACGGGAGUGUAACAAACACAGCAGGUGGUUUUCAGCACGUCUGGUUUGUUGAAGAAUGUUAGUUGUAUGACGCCUAAAUGCUUCCUUGUUACCAAUCACACCUGUGCAUUAUGGGCAUGUCAAACCUGAGGUUGUCCUCCUUUGAGGUUACCUGAAGCGGUGGAUGGACUGCGAUCAGGUGUGAGACAGGACUGUUGUGUUGUCUAGCACCAUAUUCACGGUUGCUUCCAGACCGCUGAAGCAACUGGUUGACACUGUCUGCACCAAGAGAAGACACACAAGUGUCAGAACUCUGUGUAUGUCUCGCACCUGUGCAUUUGUGCAAAAACAUCAGAUCAGGAGCGGCACAGACCUGCAAGGCAGCGAUGGGCUACAGCUGGAGGUCACAUGGUCAACAGGCGAGGGAUAAACAUCAUCUCAAAUGAAUCAAGGUCUGUUAUGUCAGCCCAACUUUAUGGCUAACCCUGUGUCGUGGAGAAGAUGGUUUUGGUUGCGAUGUGGUCUGACGUGCCAUCUGUUCUUCUGCUUGUGUGGGUACAACAUGUAUUUAACAACAGACUGCUGUUUGAACAUGACCGUCAUCAGGUACACACUUAAACACACACAAGAUGAGCCAGAAUUUACAAGGGUGGUGCUGUGGACCUCCAUCACUAGGCACAAACUCCACAGACUGUCCGUGGGCUGAGAUUGACGGACGUGUCCAGCAGCAGCCAAACCCGCCUCAUGAAGUCAACGGCCUGCUCUCACCUUGCAGCGUCACUGACCACAAACCAUCCGUCCUUUGUGCUUGCGGUGGUCACGCCUGAGACUAUUUAGUUUUUUUUUUCCCAGUGCUGUCUUCACACCUGCAUUUUCAGUUAUUAUUAUAAUAAUGGUUUUUAAAAUAAGGCAUUUCUUGAGUUGCGUUUUCAUUGCCCUUCGGUAUAUAUUGACAAAUCAGAUGACAGCUUAGGCCUUCGGCCAGACCUCUGAAAGUGGGUGUGUCACUAUCACCUAAGAUGGCAGAACUUACCACCCAGAAUUUACCAGAUAUUUAUAUUCCUGAUUGUUUAGGUAUGAUAGUCGCUGUACAGUAACAGCUAUCACCAAGGAGGCAUCAGUGAAGGGUUAAUGUUUUAAAAUGCUCCAAGUGUACCACAUUAUUUAUCUGAUCAUAAAGAUUCCGAAAAGGUCUGCUUUGGAGGGGUUAUGAGGAGGUUAAAAACGGCAAAAUUGGUGACAGAAGUCAAUUCCAGUUUGUAGGUGGAUCAAAAGUUAAACUUGCUCCAAUUUUGUUGAAAAGUAGUAGAAAUGAUUGGUUAAUAGGGUUCUAAGAAGGAAUCAUUUGGUCUGUCAUGUUAAGGGUUAACAUGUCAUAUGUCACAAUCCAGUGGACGUCAGCCUUGUUUGACCUUUGGAGACCAAGCAUUCAACAUGAUCAAAACUAUUCCAUUUAUUUGUCCCAUUAGUUCGAUGAAUAACUUGCAUUAGUUUUUACUAAAAUCUGAGCACUGAACAAACUGAAACUGACUUUUAUCAUUUUUUUGCUGUUUUUAACCUCAUAACUCUUAACAUUUAGUCAUAAAUAAUCCAAACUAUACCUUUUUGGAAUCUUGAUGACCAAGCAAAUAAUGUGAUACACUUCAUAACAGGAUUGGAGCAUUUACAAAUUUGACCCCUGCGUAGUCCUUUGGUAGCUAUCUGGCUAUAGCUGCCACCCUCCAAUGGGUAACAGAUAUUUUUCAACCCCUACAGAUAAGCGUCCAAAAUGCCAUGUCAAAUGUUUUGCCACCCUGGGUGGUAGUGACCAACUUAUCUUGGCCAUGGACUGUCUCCAGCAGAUGUUACCUGCCGCCAGUCAGGUUCACAAGUAUUUGGACAGUAUUGAUUUUUGAAAUGUUGAUGCAAAAUUACAAAAAUUGUCAGUAUCCAAAGGACGUGAGUUCUCUUACCAAAACGUAGUACAUGCAAGUAUGUUUCAAGUAUACUUCCAGUUUACUUUUUAUAUACUUAUCAGUACUGUUUUUUGGUAAGGGAAGUGGCUAAACACAGACAUUUAGUUAAGUAGUCAGAUUCUUACUGAAGAGCAACUACCUUCACAUGAAAGGCCACCAAAUAAAUAAAUUAUAAAUUAUUUAUAAGUGUGAGCAAGUUUUUAAAUUUUGAAUGUUUUUAUUGAUUAUUUGAAUUGUGUCAUAGUAUAUCAAGCAUGUCAAAUGGGUUGUAUGGAAGUUGAAGCUAUUAUGAACAACAACGACAGUGUUUGGAGGAUGUGACUGUAUUAUUCAAUGAAGCAGCUUUGGCAGGCAAGCCCAGAAAUGAAAUUUGAAAGUGGUGAUGUUUGUCUUUUUUUUUUUUUUGUCAUCUCAGGAGGGACUUUGUCCUCUUGUGCUGUUGAUGUCACUGUUGGGUUUUCAUCACGCGUACAGUGACGCAUCCUGUCCUGCUCAGGCUUCACUUUGAUGCCACAGUUUCAUCUCUCGCUGCAGGCUGACACUUCAUCAGCUGCUCAAAUCUUGGAUUCAUUCGUUUGUUUGUUUUCUGUGCCUGCUUAUUUCAAAGCUUGGAUUGUAAAAUAGAUAUAUUUUUUGCUUAAAAUUUAUUUUAAUUAUUUAUUUUAUUACAAUUUCCUACAGAAAUGAAACUUUAACGGUCACACUGACACUGUCUAGUUCUUCCUCACUUUGAUUCUAAAGAAACAACAAUAAAACCUUUACCCUACGGUCAGAUUAGCUACAAAGGAGGGUGGUGUUUGUCGCUUGAUGGGCGUUCCCGGGGCAUCGCCAUCUCCUGGUUACUUGACAUUGUGCACAAUAUUUAAUGAUGAUUAUAAAGGACAGGAAAACCCAACACCGUCAGUUUUUUCCCCCCAUGCUUGACUGCUUAAUGGAACCAAAGUUUGCUUGAUUUGUUUCAUUACAACCUCUUUCACAGUGAUGUUCCUGUAUCACUAGUUAGCAUGCCAACAUCUUAAGAUGUCUUCUAAAUCACUUCAGAGUUAUCUGGUUACAAAAGCAUACUUUUUAGAUUCAAAAGCGUUGAUUUCUCGCAAACUUUGACAAAACGAAGGGGAAAAAAAUUCAUACAGUUAUACAGAAAUACUGCAAUUUCAGAGCAUAUUCUGCCAUCUUGGAUUAUUUUUGUCAAGCAACCAGCUAAUGUCACACUGCCUGGUUACUCUGGUUGGCAGUCACUGUGUCAUGUUGCAGAGCAGUUGCAUAAAAUAGUCUUCUCGUCUGUUUUGGCCCCACCUAGCUGGCAGCAUAGCCAUAGUCUCUUUUCGCUGCAAAAUGCCCAAUGAUUAAAAAUGGAUGGCAGGUUGUCAUUUUGUCUCCAUCUCUUGUAGCUAAUGUGACCGUAGGGUUAAAUGUUUCUCGUGGUCUUCCUCAUAUCCCAUUGUUUCUGAAGUUACAGCUCCUUUGGCAGCUCUUGGGAAAUUAGUCCAUGUGCCUGAAGCCAAUUUUAACCUAAAUGGUACCACUUAAGGGGACUAAACGAAACGAUCCAGCUUGAGUAUCAAAUGACCACCACAGAAUAUAUGGUGGUUAAUGCAGGGUCGUAGCUAUAGCCAGGUAGGGGUCAACCUUUAAAAAAAAAAAAAAUGCUCCAAUCAUAUUGAAAAGUAUCUCACAUUAUUUGACUGAUCAUGUAGAUUCCAAAAAAUUGUAGUUUAGCCAGUCUUUGACAUAAUGUUAUGGAGUUAAGGCGUAAAAAUGGUAGAAAUGGUAACAGGUCCAUUUCAGUUUGUACAGGGGGUCAAAAGUUAGAGCUGCCACAAUUCUGGUAAAAUGUGAUACAAGCUAUUGGUUGAGCAAAGAAGGUUUUUAAAAAGCAAUAGUUUGCACUGUUGCAUUUGGUUAUCAUGUUACAGAGUGAUGUGAUGGAAUCCAGCGAACCUUGUCCUGGUAUGACCAUUACAUUGGAGACCAAGCAUUCAACACAGUCAAAACUUUAAUUUAUUAAUCCCAUUUAGCUCAACCAAUAUGUGCAUCACUUUUUACUAGCUAUAACUUUUGAUCCCUGCAUCAACUGAAAUUGGAUCUGCCACCAUUUUUGCAGUUUUAGGCCCAUAACUCCAUGCCAUCAGUCAUAAAUGGUCCAAACUAUACCUUUUUGGCAUCUUUAUUAUCAGAACAAAUAUGAGGGAUGCUUCAAUAUAAUUGAAGCAUUUGAAGUAUCAGAUAUUGGACCUUUGUAUAAUCCUUUAUGAACCUUGUUCUGGCUGUAGCUGCCACCCUGGGAUGACCACCAUGCAUUUUUAAGUGUUGUUUAAGUACCCUUAAGUGCUACCAAAACCACUGCUUGGGCUAUGGACGUCCAUAUGAUUCUGUGGCUCUUUUUGUGGCAGUGCACGCAAACAGCAAUUUCUUCAACCUGUUUUGGGGACAGUUAAACACUCAGUGAGCCGAUGCGUUGCUUAUUUCAAGUUUGUGGCUCAUGUUGUGUUCAUUCCUUCACACUUUGAAGAUGCAAGUUCUGCUACAGUGCCCCCCCCCCCCCCCCCCCCCCCCCCCCAACAAGUAUUACAACCUUGCACCAUGUAGCAUCAAGUAUUCAUGAUCACACAACCUCUGACAUGAACAGGAGAACCUACAGUGCCAAGCUGUUACCAUUGUACCAUCGGCUUUCUAUGGUGACUGCAUUUUUUUUAACCUGGUUUACCAAAGUAGGAUAUUCAUGUUUUGCUAUUUGACUAUUUUUGUUAUACUUCUUCAUUGGAAGUGCAUAUUUACUGUACAAUGUACGAAUGAGGACACUAUCGCUUCUCUUCAGUUAGGAAGCUGCAGUUGUUGGAUCUGUUUGACUUUGUUGCCAGGCGUUCCAUUUCUUGCUUCCUGGUUGAAAUUGUGUGGCAGUAUGUUCUGCAUGUUCCCUUCAGCCUGGUUUUGCUUUGAAGGAAUGGCUCGUUUUUUUGUUUGAGUGGGGCUAGCUUUGAGCACAGACUACAUGUAACGUGUGAUCCUUGCACUACCACGAGGCACUCUCCGUGCCUUACACCUCAUCACCUGGAAACUGUAGCGAGAAGUUUGACCGGAGAAACUAAAACACCCGAUUGUGUGUGCAACUCGCUCUAAAAGUCGCAGCGAGUCACUCCUCAUCUCUGUGGUUUGGGACCAGUUCAUUUCAGAUUUUUUGUUGUAUUUGCAGACGUAUUCUGUUAGAAUUUGCAUGGCUUAGUUCAUUUUCAAUGCAAGAAUGGUUAUAAUUUAGUUACAAACCCCCCCCCCCCCCCACUCCACCCCACCCUGACCAAGAACCAACACAGCUCCAGUAGUGAUCAGCUGUUCGCUGCAGUGCCACAUAACAACUCAAAAGCAACAAAAUGUGCCCCAGCUGCCACAAACGGCUCACUUUGUUCGAGCGCAAUGAGGCCGUUAUCUGUACUGACCGCCAUCAAACACAUACAGUAAUAAACCUCAAAUACUGAGAGCCCGACUGAUAGCGAUCUGCUAUUAUUAAAUGUCACAUUAUUCCUAAAGUGAUGGUAAAUAUCCCGUAUGACAACAAUUGAGAUGUGAUUGAUAAAUGGUAUAAGUAACGAUAAAAUUAUAUAAAACCAAAUGAAAAAAACUUGUUUUGAGAAAGUAAACAUUUUUAUUAAUGUAGAAUCUAAUCAGUACACAUCAUUUCUUGUAUUUAUCAUCACACACAUUGCAUUGAACAGCUCAACACACACACACACGUGUAUGUCAUUUCCACCAGCCAAAAGGAUGUUUUAUUUUUUGUUUUGUUUUUUGUUUUUGCUCCAGAUAAUCCCAUCACAGACCCACAUUGGACAAUUUUAUUGACCAACUGAUGAAUCAUUUGGGGUCUACAAAUGUACUUUAGAAAACCAUCAGCUACCACUGAAUCACAUCCAAAAUCAGGUUCCUCCUUUGAUUGUUGUUUUUUUUUUUUUAGUAUUAUUAUUGCUGGAAGAGUUGAAAUGGAUUGAGCCCAAAUUCACUAAUGUAUUCUAAAUAAAGUAGAAUGUAUUAUAUUUUGCCAUAUUUAUAACUGUUACACUGUUUUGGGGGGACAUUUCUCCAUGAGUGGAAGGGCAGUCUGAAUAAUCAAUUCAAGUGCUACUGUUUCUUUUAUAUACAGUUAUCAUGGCUUUCUGCAAAUCAAUAAAAACUGUUUGUAAUGG
Messenger RNA from Thalassophryne amazonica, 8299 nucleotides. RefSeq names its product ST3 beta-galactoside alpha-2,3-sialyltransferase 3b (gene st3gal3b). The transcript has 13 exons. The coding region runs from base 234 to 1409 and encodes 391 amino acids. The record is from RefSeq and is a predicted model, not a curated record. Gene Ontology annotation, molecular function: sialyltransferase activity. Lineage: Eukaryota; Metazoa; Chordata; Actinopteri; Batrachoidiformes; Batrachoididae.